This is a messenger RNA of Plenodomus lingam JN3, 156 nucleotides long. NCBI's taxonomy places the organism in Eukaryota, Fungi, Ascomycota, Dothideomycetes, Pleosporales, Leptosphaeriaceae. The record is from RefSeq and is a predicted model, not a curated record.
AUGAAACCAGAACAACAGAUUUCAUCCUACUGUAUCUGCAGAAGCACCCAAGGUGGAGAAGUCCAGGACUUAGAAUGUGACCUCCGAAUUGGCAUCGGCAUUCACAUCGGGAUUCUCGGGUUUGGCAUCGGGCAAGGGCGGGGACUGCGGGUUUGA